AUAAACGCCUUUUGAAAGCAAAACAUUUUUUAGACGUUUUGAAAACAUUUUAAUCAAUAUUUCAAAUGAUUUAUUGAUUUAUUGAUUCAUUUGAUUGAAAAUUGUUUUUUAUUUAACAUUCAAUUGAUUUAACAUUAAAGACAAUCACUAAUUAAGACAAAACUCUGGACAUGUCUUUCGGUGGCUUUGGUCAGACUCCUUCGUCCGGUUUCUCAUUCGGCUCGACGCCAGUGACCACAUCGCAGACGGGCUCAAUGUUUGGCGGAUCGCAAACAACCACUUUUGGCCAGACGUCGGCACCGACUUUCGGAAGUCCAGCAUUUGGCGGUCAGACUCAACAACCGCAACAACAACAGACAUCACUUUUCGGGUCUCAACCGCAGAGUACGUUUGGAUCAUCCACUUUUGGACAGAGCACUAACUUCGGGUCACCCGCUGCCGGGUUUGGCAGCAAUCAAACGACACAACCGGCCACACAAUCGGUGUUUGGCACCAAUCAAACGACACAACCGGCAACACAAUCGGUGUUUGGCAGCACUACUCCUUUCGGCUCCGGACAAACAUCUGUUCCUUCAUUUGGAUCCAGUUUUAGUGCCCAAUCGACCCCCGCAUCCACCGCUUCUGGCGGUCUUUUUUCGUUUCCAACACAACAAACAACUCAACCAAUAUUUGUUGGCCAAACACCGGCUACCACUCAAAGUGUGUUCGGUAGUACACCAUUUGGAUCGACGGUUGCGCCACAAACUUCUCAGUCUACGGGAAUGUUUGGGACCCCAACACAACAGCCCACAAGUCAACCAACCAAUCAAUUCAACCAAUCAUUUGGUUCGACGUCAACACUGGGCACCAGUUUUGGCCAAACGUCAACUCAACCAUUUGGUGCCAUCUCUACACCUGCAGCGCCCGCACCAGCAUUUGGUUCAACUGGUGGCUCAUUGUUUGGAACCGUGACAUCAACGGCCACUUCUGCGGCUCCAACUUUCGGUGGAUUUGGUUCCACAACUGGUUUCGGUGCGACCUCAGUACCGGCUACAUCGGCGCCAGCUUUUAACUUUGGCGGCGCAGUCUCGACGGCCACCACAACUACUCCUUCGUUAUCUUUUUCAGUUCCGCCGACGUCAUCAACAGUCUCGUCUUCUACUCCCGCGUUUGGAGUGACCACUUCAACCUUUGGUUUGGCUGCACCAGCGAUGUCUCAAUCAGCCAUUUCAGCGCCUAGUUUUGGAUUCGCAACUCCUGCCGCUACUCCAGCUAUAUCUUCUAUACCUACCAUUGCUUCUGUCCCUAGUUUUUCAUUUCCUGUGGCAACCACUACAUCAACUCCAACAGCAACUGUCCAACCUUUGCCAUCAUUUGGAACUCCAGCCGUUUCUCAACCAAUUGCUACAUCUGCUCCAGCAUUCAAUUUUUCAACUCCAGCUACGACUCCAUCUUUUACUUUGACUACUCCAUCAUCAACUGUAACAAUAACUGCGGCAACAACUGCACCGAGUUCUUCAUUUGGUUUAAGUCUGAGUAGACCAAUAGCAUCGACGACCACAUCUGCAACUACUAUUGGUCUCACUGCUGCGACUAUUGCGCCGACAAUAUCAUUAACCACUAGUACGCCAGCAACACUUCCAUCGACUACAAUAUCUUCGUUUACUUUACCGCCAACAACAACAAUAGCUGCAACAUCUGUUGCACAACCGUUAUCCACACCAACACCUAUUAAAAUGACUUUCCGCCAACUCGAAGAUCAGAUUAAUCUCUGGCUCAAUGAACUGAAUCAAUUGGAAACUGAAUUUCAUUUACAGGCGCAGACUAUCAACUCAUGGGAUUCAUUACUUAUUAAUAAUGGACUUAAGAUCACACAAAUCAAUGAAUCACUGGAGAAACUAAAGACUGAUCACACGAGACUCGACCAUCAAUUAGAUUUUAUAAUUGCUCAGCAAAAUGAAUUGGAACAGCUGUUGACUCCAAUUGAGUCCAACAAAGUUGAGAUGAGUACCAAUAACACUGUGAAUGCCGAACGCGAGUUCACCUAUUCGAUGGUCGAAACAGUUCACAAUGAUCUCAAUGGUAUCGGAACCGACCUAAAGAAUUUUAUCAAAAAGUUGAACGAAAUGCGAACCAAUGCGGACUCUAGCGAUCCAUUGGCACAAAUCUCAAAGAUAUUGAACUCACAUAUGGAUGCACUUCAAUGGAUUGAAAACCAAAUUAAAACAAUUAAAAUUAAUUAGUUAUUGAUUUGUUUGAAAGCUAAUUCAAUUUAAUUGAUUUAAAUUAUGAUUUUCCCAUAUA
Oppia nitens is the source of this 2283-nucleotide messenger RNA. Its product is annotated as nuclear pore glycoprotein p62-like. NCBI's taxonomy places the organism in Eukaryota, Metazoa, Arthropoda, Arachnida, Sarcoptiformes, Oppiidae. Gene Ontology annotation, cellular component: nuclear pore; nuclear pore central transport channel. The coding region runs from base 171 to 2222 and encodes 683 amino acids. The record is from RefSeq and is a predicted model, not a curated record. Gene Ontology annotation, molecular function: structural constituent of nuclear pore; phospholipid binding. The transcript has 5 exons. Gene Ontology annotation, biological process: RNA export from nucleus; protein import into nucleus.